UUUGCAACUCUGUUUUCUAUUCCAUUUCUCGAAAACAAAAGUACUCCCUCACAAUGCAGACAGCCGUGUUGAUUCUCCUCGUUGCGUGCUCGGCCGCCAACGCCCUUCGCUUCGCUCGCCAACUGCCGGCGCUGCCGAUACCCCAGCUGACAGGCGGCAGUGCCGGUUGCACCGCGGAACAGAAAUCCCAGUGCGGUAUGGCGCAGUGUCAGAACAACAACAACCAGAACACGCAGGUGCUUAGCGGUGGCAACAGUGGAGGCGGCGGCCUCAUCAGCCUGAUCCCGGUCAAUCUGGGCAACGGUGCUGGUGUGCAGCUGCCCAUCAAUGCAAACGUCUGCCCACCCGUCUCCGUCUGUGGUAUCUGUGCCGCCGGCAACGUGGCUGGUUAAUCCAAGAGUCACGAUUUGUUUUACAUAUAUGCGCUCUUUUAAAUUCUCGACCAUGUGAUUAUGUAGAUGUUAUUACUGUUAAAAUGACGGUGUAAGUUGGCUGUUCAAUUGCUUAUUACACUUUACGAUGACAUUGACUGUAAUACGAAAUCGGAGAAUGUUUUGCGAAAAAGAGCGUUUGUUUGGCGGUCAAGAAUUCAUAAUAGUAAGAUAUGUUUUCGCCCAUUAUUCGUAUACUGAUGCCCUUGGUCUAGCAGUAUUUUUCCCCGCCACAGA
Messenger RNA from Paramacrobiotus metropolitanus, 668 nucleotides. RefSeq lists its product as uncharacterized. Lineage: Eukaryota; Metazoa; Tardigrada; Eutardigrada; Parachela; Macrobiotidae. The transcript has 2 exons. The coding region runs from base 54 to 392 and encodes 112 amino acids. The record is from RefSeq and is a predicted model, not a curated record.